GGUUGGCUUGUCUGUGUUUGUUUUAGUGUUUCCUCUGGGGCAAUUGCUCUCUGGUUAGUGGCUUCUGCUGCAAACUUUCCUGUGCCCAGGUCCCAAGAGGGUUGACGGGCUGGGCAUAUUGGCCCUUACUGCAUUGGACUAUAGGGGCUUGGGGUUGUCAAAAUGCCUACAAAAGCAAAAGGAAAGAAAGGUGGGAAGCCAGUUAAACAGCCCAAACGGCCCGCUCCUCCUCCAUCCUCUUCGGAUGAUGAGGAUGAUGAGAUGACCCUGAUUAGGGGUCUGAUAGGCAGGAUGGAUGCUUUGGAAAAAGCCCGUGGCGCGCCUUCUGAUAGCGGUGCUGGUCCUUCUGGUGGGGGGGGUGUUCCUCCUCCUAAGGCGCCUCGCAGGACUAGGGGGGCGACUAGGUCUCAAUUACUAAAAUCAAUCUCUGCUAGGUUGGAUGCCUUGGAAAGCGGUGGGGCCCCCGCUGGCCCCGUUCCUCCCUCAGGUCCGGAUGAUCUCCCCUCUCCUGUUGGCAUUGUUCCUGCGGGGCCUGCCCCGGUGGCCCCUUUGCCGCUGCCUGUGGACCCGGCUCCUGUGCUGCCUUCUCCAUUGCUCCCAUCGCCAGCUGCACCUGUGGAUUCUUCUCCAGUGGACCCUCAAGUACCGGCUGUUCCGGGUGCUGGUGGGGCGGCGGCUCCGGUCCAGGUCCUGAUCUGCGGCCACUCGCUGGUCUUUUGGGCUUUCAAGCGGGCCAGCACCUCCCAUUGGGGUUCGCAGCUCGGGUUCGGGUGAAGAGCCUCGGUGUAUUGGCUGGGCAUGCGGGGCAUGCUGUGGAGUCAGCUGCUGCCGGCCCUCAGGGAUCACUUAGAUAGGUUUCCUAUGCCAUCGGUUCUUAUCCUUCACCUGGGUGAAAACGAUUUGGGCAGGCGGACUGGUCUGUCCAUUGUGCAGCAGGCCGCCUCCGAUUUGGCCACAUUGCGCAGGUGGAUGCCCGGGAUCCGUAUCCUAUGGGUCAAUUGGCUUCAGCGCAGGGUUUGGCGCGCAGCGCUUGAUGGGUCCCGAUUGGAAAGGGCCCGCCGCAAGGUCUCAGCCGCCAUAGGUAAGAUGAUAGUGGGUGCUGGAGGGGGUGUUGUUAGACAGUCGGACUUAGUGGCCCGUUUCCCUGAACUAUAUCACCCAGACGGGGUCCAUCUUUCGGAGGCUGGGUGUGACUUGUACCUGCGCAAUAUUCGGGGUGGGCUUGCUGCACUUUUGGAUGGUCUGGGGCAGGGAGGCCAAGCAAUGGCUGACCUCCCUGAGUGGCAGUGACAGUGCGGGCUAAGGGGUAAGUGGUUGGUUAGAGUAUGGUGAGCACCCUUGGGUAUUGUAAGGUGGAAUGGUUAAUCACUCCUUUGUAGCCUGUGCGGCACGGGGAGAUAUUGAUUGCCAGGAAGCCUGCUUAGGGACUUCAUCAACCUUUGGGCUGUGCGGUCCGGGGUGGGUGAAGACCUUUGAGCUGUCCAGAUCCCCUCCUCUAUGGUGGGGGGUUGGCUUUGAAGGUGACAGGUGGGGUAUACCCACCUGUUUCCUGAGCCAGGGUGUGUCGCCCAUGUCAGGUGAUGUAUAGGAUGAUAGCAUCCUAUAUCAUGCCUAGGGGCCCGCACUGUUCUACGUUGGUGAUUAAUCACCUGUUUUUUCCAGUCCGUUCCUGCCUAUUGGUUUAUCAAUAAACGUGGCCCUUUUCACCCAUUUUAUGUCUCUGUGUCUUCUUGGGCCGGGGUCUGGGGACAAUUCCCCUCCCCUUCGCCUCGUGCGGGGGGGAGGGAGUUUGUUCACAGCCUCCUGCACGAGGCCCUUGAAGUGGCCGGAUUGGCCAGAUUGAAGUAGGGGGCGUGGUUUCGGCUGGAGCGAGGCCGUUCCAUGCUCUAACUCCUCAGUGCGGUCCAAGGUCUCCCCGCCCUCCCUCCCUGAUGCAGAGCGGGUCUAGUGACUGGUCGCUUCGGGGCCGAGUAGGAAUUUUUUUUGCUCCCGCUAAUUGGCCGUUGCCAGGGUUUUUUUCGCCUACUCCGUUCUGUACUCAGCUGUUAGUGAGUUUAGGUUGGCCACGUGGGCAGUGACAGUGCGGGCUAAGGGGUAAAUGGUUGGUUAGAGUAUGGUGAGCACCCUUGGGUAUUGUAAGGUGGAAUGGUUAAUCACUCCUUUGUAGCCUGUGCGGCACGGGGAGAUAUUGAUUGCCAGGAAGCCUGCUUAGGGACUUCAUCAACCUUUGGGCUGUGCGGUCCGGGGUGGGUGAAGAACUUUGAGCUGUCCAGAUCCCCUCCUCUAUGGUGGGGGGUUGGCUUUGAAGGUGACAGGUGGGGUAUACCCACCUGUUUCCUGAGCCAGGGUGUGUCGCCCAUGUCAGGUGAUGUAUAGGAUGAUAGCAUCCUAUAUCAUGCCUAGGGGCCCGCACUGUUCUACGUUGGUGAUUAAUCACCUGUUUUUUCCAGUCCAUUCCUGCCUAUUGG
Hemicordylus capensis (graceful crag lizard) is the source of this 2468-nucleotide messenger RNA. Its product is annotated as basic proline-rich protein-like. The transcript is spliced from 2 exons. Bases 163 to 774 code for a protein of 203 amino acids. NCBI's taxonomy places the organism in Eukaryota, Metazoa, Chordata, Lepidosauria, Squamata, Cordylidae. The record is from RefSeq and is a predicted model, not a curated record.